Molecule: messenger RNA, 1078 nt
Organism: Cebus imitator (Panamanian white-faced capuchin)
Lineage: Eukaryota; Metazoa; Chordata; Mammalia; Primates; Cebidae
Product: HLA class II histocompatibility antigen, DRB1 beta chain
Exons: 5
Coding region: 86-1078 (330 amino acids)
Biological process (GO): immunoglobulin production involved in immunoglobulin-mediated immune response; peptide antigen assembly with MHC class II protein complex; positive regulation of T cell activation
Cellular component (GO): lysosomal membrane; MHC class II protein complex; late endosome membrane
Molecular function (GO): MHC class II protein complex binding
Source: RefSeq, a predicted model, not a curated record
CUAUAAUUGGAGAUGUGGGGUCAUAUUUCUCCCUGAGUGAGAUUUCCCUGGUGCUCUGUCCCCUGCUCCUGUCCUGUUGUCCAGCAUGGUGUGUCUGAGGCUCCCUGGAGGCUCCUGCAUGGCAGCGCUGACAGUGACACUGAUGGUGUUGAACUCCCCACUGGCUUUGGCUGGGGACACCCGACCACGUUUCUUGUUCCUGACUACGUCUGAGUGUUAUUUCUUCAACGGGACGGAGCGGGUGCGGUUCCUGGACCGAUACUUCUAUAACCAGGAGGAGUAUGUGCGCUUCGACAGCGACGUGGGGGAGUACCGGGCGGUGACGGAGCUGGGGCGGCCUGACGCAGAGUACUGGAACAGCCAGAAGGACUUCCUGGAGGACAGGCGGGCCGCAGUGGACAACUACUGCAGAUACAACUACGGGGUUGGUGAGAGCUUCACAGUGCAGCGGAGAGUCCAACCUCAGGUGACUGUGUAUCCUGCAAAGACCCAGCCCCUGCAGCACCACAACCUCCUCGUCUGCUCUGUGAGUGGGUUCUAUCCAGGCAGCAUUGAAGUCAGGUGGUUCCGGAACGGCCAGGAAGAGAAGGCUGGGAUGGUGUCCACAGGCCUGAUCCAGAAUGGAGACUGGACCUUCCAGACCCUGGUGAUGCUGGAAACAGGUCCUCAGAGUGGAGAGGUUUACACCUGCCAAGUGGAGCACCCAAGCGUGAUGAGCCCUAUCACAGUGCAAUGGAGAGCACAGUCUGAAUCUGCACAGAGCAAGAUGCUGAGUGGAGUCGGGGGCUUUGUGCUGGGCCUGCUCUUCCUUGGGGCAGGGCUGUUCAUCUACUUCAGGAAUCAGAAAGGUGAGGAACUAGGAAAUUCCCGGGCAGAGGAGCUCCACGGUCGCCAGCGCGGCUGUGCCGGCCAGUGCCGCUGCUUUGCCCCGCGCGGCUGCUUUGUCGGCCCCCCAGAGCCGCGGUUCUCCGUACAAAAGACACAGGUCUGGGGGCCCUUUAGGCUGGUGAUUGGAGCCACGGGAAGUCGCCCAUACGCUGGUUCAAAAAGGGGACUGAGCAGAGAACCAGGACAGUAG